This is a messenger RNA of Melanotaenia boesemani (Boeseman's rainbowfish), 3035 nucleotides long. Its product is annotated as CMRF35-like molecule 8. The transcript has 6 exons. Bases 5 to 1147 code for a protein of 380 amino acids. The record is from RefSeq and is a predicted model, not a curated record. NCBI's taxonomy places the organism in Eukaryota, Metazoa, Chordata, Actinopteri, Atheriniformes, Melanotaeniidae.
CUUGAUGAUGAACCAUUUUACGUUUGACCUGAUUUAUAACACAGUCUUAACAAAUUCAGGUGCAGAGCCGUCAGAGCCCACAGAGAUUGAGAAACAACAGCUCAACUUGAAUUUUGCCAAAAUGAGGACCUUCUCUAUCUUUUACAGUCUUUUGUGUGCUACAUUGACAGAGGCUGCUGAGAUCAACGUCGAAGGACAUGAAUGGGGGGAAAUCUCGUUCCAGUGCACUCACAGACAUGCAUUUAAUAAUGAUAAGUACUUCUGCAAGAGUCCAUGUAAAAGCAAUGAAGACAUACUAGUAGCUGUCUCACCUGGUACAAGUGUAGAGUCUGGAAGGAUAACUUUGCAGGAUUCUGGGAAUGGAGCCUUCACCGUGACCAUCAAGCACCUUCAGCUGUCAGACUCGCAGAUAUAUUUUUGUGGAGUGGAUAGGUGGGGUAGGGAUACAUAUACGUCAGUUCACCUCAGUGUACACAAAGCUCUUAGUACAACUAUUGAACCUGUUAUUUCGUCGACACUGACAUAUCAGAAAAUUACAAACUCAACACAGCUAACAGCUGGAGCAGAAACCAGUGAGCCAACAAACCUCUCAACAGCCAAAAACUUCACUAAUGAAGAAGAACAGAACAUCAGCCUAGGGACCAUGUUGUAUGCUGCAGUUGGGGCUGUUGCUACACUCGCUAUCUUGCUGCUGGCUAUACAUCUCAGGAAAAUGCCAAAAUGUCAACCACAUGUGUGCUCCACUAGCAAAGACCCCAGCAGUAUGAAUAAGAACAAUCAAGAAAAGGACACACAAGAUCCACAAGCACCAUCAGCAGGAACUGCUGAAGACAUGCCCAUAUAUGAAAACAUUUCUUUCUCUGAAGGUACUGCGGGAUCCAGGUAUCCACCUGCAGAUCAACAAAACAACCAUGAUUUACCCACUAGAAUCUACAUUAAUCCUUUACCUUCUGCACUACCUGAAAGAAAGAUUUCAAGACCACCAAAAGACACCACAAAUGUGAAGACACCAAAAAGACAAGAAAUUACAGAAAGCAGUGCAAGCAAUGCAUCUCUUUGUCUCUUCACAUCUUCCAGUGAACCCACUGGCCCAAAGCCCACAAGCCUUUGGUUUGGUUUAGAUUUAUCAAAAACAAAUCAGAAAUAAUUUCAAUGUUAUUGAUUUAGAUCUUUAUAUGCACAUGAAUGGACGACUGUGCUCCUCCAGCUAUCUUAAUUAUUAACUUUAUGAAGUAAAUAAACACUUUAUUUAUCCCCAUAGGAAAUUAAAACACAUUAUAUUUAUAAUACAAUACACUGUUAUUGUCAUAUGAUUACAUUGUUUGUAAUAUGUUCUAAUGAAAUUAAAAUGCAUUAACAUAGUAUAAUUUAUACAGAAUAUUUUGCAGUUAUUGUUGUCAAGGCAUUUAGCCAACUGAGGAAGGGUUCAGUGAGAGUGAUAAAAGAAGGAACAGAGUAUUGGUAUAAAAGAGCUUGCAAAUGUCAUUUGUUAAGUGAUAUUUUGUUAUUAUUUAUUUGGGGUUCUGGGUGGUGUCUCAGGAGCCUACCUGGGGCGUAUUCCACGAAGCUGGAUUAAGGGAAAGCCCAGCUUAUCUCAAUAAGUCUGGCCAGAGUUCCGUUCCAGCAAUGUGGCUUCUUUCAAUGUCCGCAGAGUAACCAUGGUAACUCAUGCACCAGAACUAGCCUGCAUGGGGCAGGCUAACGUUCAAGGUUAGCUUAGCUGUGUCUCAAAGGUCUGAUACAGACUCCCAAAAGAAAUUUCCACCUGGAAGAAUGCUGCGCUCCCGUCACUCAUUCUUGUAUAAAAGUUAAAAAACAAACAAACAAACAAAAAAAACAACGCUUAUCAUAUCAUUACUUUGUCUUGAAUAAUCAAUAAAUCUGUCAGUGCCAGUGUAACUAAUGAAACACAACUAUACAAGUAAUGAAUAUGAAAUUAAAUGAAGAGGAACGUGGUAUUCAUUAAGUAAGGGAUAAUGCCCGACGAGGUGACCAUUAUCAUAAAUUAAUGAACUACGCAGAGGCGUGAACCACCCGACUCGAAGUAUCCCACUUAUACCAUGAUGGUCCAUUGAAAAAGAAAAAACAUUAAAUAAAUUAUUUUUGCGUUAAUGUUGUUUUUUACCCAUAAAAUCGUAAGUUUUUCACAAGAAGCGGCUGAGUGGACUAUUUUGUUGUGAUGUGCGGUCAGGAGAGGCAUCAUGAUAUAAAAGAAAAAAAAGUACAUGAAAUAAAUAUUAAUAUUUUCCACUGAUCUGUGUUAAAAAUGCUUUUUAAGAUAAGAAAAUGCAAGGGGGCAUAGUUGCAUGCUGUUGGAUGAAUAGUGAAAUAAGAUGCUCUUCUCGGUUCUUACAAUUGUACCAGCAUGAACCCCACCGCACGUCACUGAUCUCCAUCAGCAUUCUUUGUUCCGCUGCUGAGGAAAUGACAGCUCUCGGCUUGUUCUCUUUUUCUGCCAGCUCCUCUUUUUUACCAACCACUCGUCAGGGCUUCCUACGUUCCUCAGGACCUCCCACAGAGCCAGGCUAUGUAAACCUUACUUGAAUUAGCCUCAAGUAGAUGCAGCUGGAAUGUGUUAGUGGAACUGCUUGAGCGUCAAUUCAGAGAUGGUGUUAGUUUAAGCAAGGCUUUCCCAAUACAGCCUGGCUUUCUUUAGCUAUGUUCGUGGAAUACCCACCUGUUGUCUAAAUCCUGUUAUACCAUGGUCUGGAUGAAUACUCGAUUCUGAUUGGCUGUUGGGUGUCCAUUAAAAAGUGAUAAUGGACAGCUAUAAAAGAAGUUUAGGACCAAUAGCCUUAUUUUCGUAAAUGAUUGCGAUGACUAAACGGCAGUUGGUAACCUUGGCAACAGAAACUCUGCAGACAAGCCAGAUCGUGUCUGUGACGGCGCAUGGCUGUGAAAGCAGUCGGAAUCAGAAUCAGAAUCAGAAUCAGAAAUACUUUAUUAAUCCCUUGCAGGGAAAUUUGUGCAGGCUUUUUUGCAGGCUUAUUGGGCUCCGUCAGUCCAGAAGAGACGAGAAUGGAGCAACAUUUUGU